Molecule: messenger RNA, 426 nt
Organism: Malania oleifera
Lineage: Eukaryota; Viridiplantae; Streptophyta; Magnoliopsida; Santalales; Ximeniaceae
Product: cell wall / vacuolar inhibitor of fructosidase 2-like
Exons: 1
Coding region: 1-426 (141 amino acids)
Molecular function (GO): enzyme inhibitor activity
Source: RefSeq, a predicted model, not a curated record
AUGGCGAGGGCAGAUCUUAUAGAAGACAGUUGUAAGAAUACUUACAAUUAUACACUCUGCGUAUCAACAUUGAGGUUAGAUCCGAGCACUUCCAGUAGUACUAUUAAUGUCAAAGGGCUUGCAUAUGUGAUGCUUAAGGUGCUUAAUGCAAAUAAUACAGAGAUUCUUGCUAAAGUGAGUCAUCUACUUAAUACAACCAAGGAUGCAUUAGCUAUACAAUGUCUCCACCAAUGCUUCUCAGACUAUAUGGUGAGUAAAGAUUUCAUUGGAAAUGCUCGUAGCUAUUUGGAUACAAAUAAUUAUGGUGAAGCAAAUGGUGAAAUGGCAUUUGCGGCUGAUCAGGCAAUCGAUUGUGAGUCUGCCUUCACUGGACCCCCAAAUGCAAUCAAGUCACCAUUGACCAUCGCAAACGAUGUUUUUGAGUAG